UAUUCGACACAGUUUGAUGGUUAUAAUCUGAGGCGUACAAAAACGACGACAAUAUCAAAGUUUGUCAUCUUGUUAAACACUCAAAGCUCGUCAAAUUGAUUAAAACAGAGUUGGAAUGUUCUACAGAGACAUGUAUAAGUAAUAUGGAACCAACUAAUGAGAGCUCAGAUAAAUCUGUGCAUUAUUAUAAGAAGAAAUCAAACUCAUACAGCAGUCAAGCAGAAGCUAUGUCAUUUUUUGAAGAAGGAAAUUUUAGUAUGAAUAAUGGUGAUUAUGGAACAGCAAUUGAAAACUACAAAAGAUGUUUAGAAAAUGCCGACGAGGAUAAAUUCAAAAUGAUGGUUUAUUUUGGUCUGGGUAACGCUUGCACCCUCUCUGAUAAUUGGGAGGAAGGAUUGAACAGUUUUAAUCAUUGCUUAAAGUUUUCGUCUGAAGUUGAAAGUGAAUAUUUUGAACAUCAAGUAUACCUAGGCCUGGGGAGUGUUCAUUCUACCAUUAAAAGAUUGGAGGAAGCCAUGAAGAAAGAUGAAAUGGAAUGUCUCUGCCAUAUUGCAUUGGGAGGAUUGAACAAGUCGCUUGGAUAUUAUGAGAAAUCUUUGGAGCAUUAUAGAAAAGGAUUCUCUUUUAUUGAUUAUGAACACCAAGAAGCAGAAAUGCAAUCUCGACGACGGAAAGAAAAUCAACAAGGAAAUCAACAAGAACAAAAUAAGCGGCGUGAACGACCGCGACGACCAAGAAAAGUUGGUGGUAUUAACGUUGGUAAAGAUUUCGUUAAACAUAACUUAAAGAGCCUGUCAGUAGUUACUUCAGCUGGAAUUGUCAGUGGAGUGUUGGCUGUUUCAUGGGAAUUAGCAGAAUUGUUUGAUAAACUUGAGCAAUAUAGGGAAGCAGCAGAUAUUUAUGAAAUGUAUCUGGAGAUUGUCAAAGAAGAUGGAGAUAUAGAAAAACAAACGAACGUCAUGAAGCGUCUGAAGCAAAUAUACUAUGAAGACGAGCGUCAUUACUUAAUGGAUUCAAUUACAACGAAAUUACAAGAAAUUGAAGAGAGAAAAAAGAACCAAGAAUUGCAGCUGCGUGAAUGGAAAUACAAUGAUAAAUCGACAAAACAUAAAGAAUUGUUCUUAAAAUUAAUUGAGUAUGGGAAAGACCCUAAUGUUGAGGUUAAACAUGUGGACGAUGUACGUGUAGUUUUCUCGGAACAGUUUUUACUUGGCAGAGGAAGUGAUGGAACCCGUGUUUAUCUUGGACUGGGAAAGGAUGGUUACGGUAAAGCAGUAAAACAAAUUCUUCGAGAUAAUACUUAUCUGGCACAGAAAGAAGAAGAAAUUUUUAAUGAAAUCAAUGCUAAGAAGUCGGAUUAUGUUGUAAAUUAUUAUUGCUCGAGACAAGAUACAGGAACGGAUUAUGUCCAUUUGAUUCUCGAUCUAUGUGAAGAAUCGUUGGAGUAUUUUGUGCUAUCCGAAUCAAAUAGUUUAGAUUAUCUUCAAAAAUGCCUUCCCGACAUUUUCAAGCAAAUAUUGAACGGCUUAGUUGAUCUUCACAGCGAUCCACGUCCCAUUCUUCAUCGAGAUUUGAAACCUUCCAAUGUUCUCCGAGACACACAAGGCAAAUUCUUGAUAGCCGAUUUUGGUAUUAGUCGAAUUUUGAAAGACUCUCAGACAUACAAAAGCGAAGCUAAUAGGGGAACUCCGCAUUGGAUUGCCCCUGAAUCUUAUAUUGUUGAUAAAAACUUUCUUGAUAAAGCACGUUACAAACCAGAGUCUGAUGUAAUGAAUGCGGGAAUGGUGGCUUACUUUGUUGCAACAAAAGGAAAACAUCCUUUUGGUACUAAAGAGUGCAUACUUAAAAAUUUGUUGAAUGGAAAGCCUGUUGGCUUAAAGGAAAUCAGUAAUUUCGAACUAAAGGAUCUUCUUUCGUGGAUGCUACAACUUAAACCCGAACACAGGCCAUCUGCAAAGGAGGCGUUAAAACACCCUUAUCUACUAUCUGAUGAAGAAAAGUUUGACUUGCUGUGUGAAGUUGGGAAUCAACCCGAGAUAAAGAUACAGCAUUUAGAUCAUCUUCUCUGCUCAGAUGUCUAUGAGGGGAUAAUUGGUCUCGAAAAUUGGAUGAACCGUCUCAUUCCUGAAUUCGAUGAUCAUUUCAACAAGAAAUUCUACGACUCUACAUGGUUGGGAUGCUUAAGAUUCAUACAAAACGUUGAUCAGCAUUGGCAUGAUGAGCAUCAUACAAAACUGUCACCAUAUAUCAAGGAAGGCAACUAUAAAGAGUAUUUUGUACGGGUUUUACCAGAGCUUCCUCUUCUGGUGCACAGAAUCAUAAGAUUAAAUGAAUGGAUCUUAAGACCCGAUAUGGAAAAACGUAUUCCUACUUUACGUUACGCUUUGGAAGAUGAUGAUGAUGAUGAUGAUGAUGAAGACAUUGUAUCUUCAGUCAGACGAACGGACCGUUAUAGUUUCCAUUUCAAGCACAGCAAGUCAAUAUCAUUGAGCUCAGAUAAGAGAACAGCUGAACGUCAAUGUCAAUUUUUGAUGCCUGGAAAUGGCAUAGUUUUUAGUGAUCAACCUUUACGAGAUAAUGAAGUGUUCGAGGUUUCUGUUGAUAAGUUGGUUCCAGCCCUGUUUGGAAGAAGUGAUAUUACACUGGACAUAGGAGUGACGUCGUUGAAUCCAUCGUACAUGAAUUUACCACAAACAAUGACUGAUCUUACAACUGGAACGUGGAUGCUAAGUGGUGAUCAGGUCGUGAGAAAUAAAGUAAUAAUCAAACGAAGAUAUUGUCAAGAUCUUAACACCUUAUCUGUUGGAGAUCGUAUUGGUGUUUGUAAAACAGAAAAUGGCUCUCUUCAUUUUUUCAUUAAUGGAAAACACCAAGGACUUGCUGCUUCAAGUUUACCCCAAGAUGUUUUUGCUGUCGUCGAUCUUUAUGCAAAAUGUACCAAAGUGUCUAUUGUAUCACCUGGAGGUCCAACAACUCUCCCGUACUCCCAUGCCCUGGAAGGACCAUCAUUGAAUUCUGGAACAAGUUAUCAACAAGCAGAGAGACCUCGACCUAUUCCAAAACCAAGGACAAAUACUUCCCCAGCUACAACGACAUGCAACUAUCGAAAACAAUGUGAAAGUUUUCUUGAAACUUUGAACAUUUCAGAUAAUUUUUUUGACAAAACUCCAGAAUACAACAAAUGUUUUUGCGAUAACUGCCAUCAAGCUCGUGGAGAUAAAGAAUGCUACACUCGUGGCAAUCCACCAAAGACAUAUGCUUUACCUCUUGGUUGGAGCAGAUUUGCCGUAAAGGUUGGACCACAAGGUAAAGCUCUAAAUAUAUUUAACAACUGGCAUGUUGCCUUCCAUGGAACACAGGCGAAAUAUCUUCAGCCAAUAUUUAAUAAUGAUCUACAACUGCUAAUGCCAGGCGAUGUUGCUUUUGGUGGAAGUACGUUACGCGAGGGAGAAGGACAUUACAACGAUAGUUGGAAACCACGUGGCUUUGACACUAAGCAAAUAUUUGUUUCCCCAAGUGUAAAGUAUGCUGGUUGUGCUGUCUAUUCCAAGAAGAAAAGGUUUACAGACCCAAAAACUAGAAAAAGAUCGAUUGCCCAAGUAGCAUUGCAAGUUUUAAUUCGACCUGGAUCAUACAAAGUUGGAAGAACAACUGUAGGAAAUAAACAGCAAUUUGAUCCAAAUUUCAGUGAUGAUGAAUUGGAAUGGUCGACAAAAGAAAGACCAGCAAUAAUUGUAACAGGAUUAUUGAUCAAAAUAUCAAAUGACAGUAGUGAACAGUCAUACAGUGGUGACCAGACAUGGAGUCAACAAAGUAAAACAUUAUCUUUGUUUGGUUAACCGUAAUUCGCACUAACUUUUUAGCAACUAUUAUUUAAUAUUAAAUUGUAACAAAUUUUCUGACUUAACCAACACAACAUUGUAUCAGUUAAUAAUCAAUGUGCUUUUUGAAUAUAACAUUGUAUGUUUUUGAUAAUUUAGUGACUAAAAUUUAGCACAAUUCCAGCAAUAUAAUAGUGACUAUAGUAUGUAUAGUAUUCGUAUGUAAUAAUAUAUUAAACAGUGUAUAAUAAGUAUUGUAAAAUAUGAAUUUGAUAUGUGUAA
Messenger RNA from Xenia sp. Carnegie-2017, 4103 nucleotides. RefSeq lists its product as uncharacterized. Bases 144 to 3839 code for a protein of 1231 amino acids. The transcript is spliced from 13 exons. Gene Ontology annotation, molecular function: RNA endonuclease activity; protein serine/threonine kinase activity; ATP binding. NCBI's taxonomy places the organism in Eukaryota, Metazoa, Cnidaria, Anthozoa, Malacalcyonacea, Xeniidae. Gene Ontology annotation, cellular component: IRE1-TRAF2-ASK1 complex. Gene Ontology annotation, biological process: intrinsic apoptotic signaling pathway in response to endoplasmic reticulum stress; mRNA processing; protein phosphorylation. The record is from RefSeq and is a predicted model, not a curated record.